This is a messenger RNA of Fusarium tjaetaba, 462 nucleotides long. Its product is annotated as 60s ribosomal l25. The transcript is spliced from 5 exons. Lineage: Eukaryota; Fungi; Ascomycota; Sordariomycetes; Hypocreales; Nectriaceae. The record is from RefSeq and is a predicted model, not a curated record. The coding region runs from base 1 to 462 and encodes 153 amino acids. Gene Ontology annotation, cellular component: ribosome; cytosolic large ribosomal subunit. Gene Ontology annotation, molecular function: structural constituent of ribosome. Gene Ontology annotation, biological process: translation; ribosomal large subunit assembly.
AUGGCCGCCAACAAGAAAGUUCAGCCUAAGGGCAAGGGUAACAAGAAGGCCCAGGAUGCCGCCAAGGCCGCUCUCAAGGGCUCCAACUCCCACAAGAAGGUCAAGGCCCGCUUCAGCACCUCCUUCCACCGCCCCAAGACCCUGAUCACCUCGCGAGCCCCCAAGUACCCUCGCCGAUCUAUCCCUCACCAGCCUCGUCUGGAUGAGCACAAGAUCAUUGUCCACCCUCUCAACACUGAGAGCGCCAUGAAGAAGAUGGAGGAGAAUAACACCCUCGUCUUCAUUGUCGACAUCAAGAGCAACAAGGCCCAGAUCAAGCUUGCUCUCAAGAAGCUCUACGACAUUGACUGUGUCAAGGUCAACACCCUUAUCCGCCCUGACGGUACCAAGAAGGCCUACGCCCGCCUGACCCCUGAUGUCGAUGCUCUCGACAUUGCUGCCAACAAGCUCUCUCUCGUCUAA